GACUCUGGAGUUAUGCAGUCUUGGUCUGAUCUACUUUGAUUGUUAGCAGUCUCCUUUCUCCAGAGAAAACUUUCCUUUCCAAAUGAGAGAUUUGUGACUAACACUGACCUAGAACUGGGAAAAUGCUCAACUUCACUGAUGUGACAGAGUUUAUUCUUUUGGGACUAACCAGUCAUCAGGAAUGGCAAAUUCUCUUCUUCGUCAUUUUUCUUGUGGUCUACAUUAUCACCUUAGUGGGCAAUAUUGGCCUGAUUUUGUUAAUUAAGGUCAGUCCACAGCUCAACAGCCCCAUGUACUUUUUUCUCAGUCAUUUGUCAUUUGUGGAUGUGUGGUUUUCUUCCAAUGUUACCCCUAAAAUGUUGGAAAACCUGUUAUCAGAGACAAAAACUAUUUCUUACAAUGGCUGUUUGGUACAGUGCUUCUUCUUCAUCGCCCUUGUCCAUGUAGAAUUUUUUAUCCUUGCUGUGAUGGCCUUUGAUAGAUACAUGGCAAUCGGGAAGCCUCUGAUCUAUGGCAGCAGAAUGUCAAGGGUUGUCUGUAUUCGACUGAUCUCUUUCCCUUACAUAUAUGGUUUUCUGACUAGUCUGGCAGCAACAUUAUGGACUUAUGGCUUAUACUUCUGUGGGAAAAUUGAGAUCAACCACUUCUACUGUGCAGACCCACCUCUCAUCAAAAUGGCCUGUGCUGGGACCUUUGUCAAAGAGUUCACCAUGAUAAUGCCAAAUUUCACGGAUGUGACAGAAUUUAUUCUUCUGGGGCUAACCAGUCACCAGGAACUUCAAGUUCUUUUUUUUGUGGUGUUCUUAGUAGUUUACAUAAUCACUCUACUAGGAAACAUUGGUAUGAUCAUUUUGAUCAGCAUCAGUCCCCAGCUUCAGAGCCCUAUGUACUUUUUCUUGAGUCAUUUGUCUUUUGUGGAUGUGUGGUUCUCUUCCAAUGUCACCCCCAAAAUGCUGGAAAACUUAUUAUCAAAGACAAAAACCAUUUCCUAUGCAGGGUGUCUGGUGCAGUGUUACUUUUUCAUUGCCCUUGUCCAUGUGGAGGUCUAUGUCUUGGCUGUGAUGGCGUUUGAUCGCUACAUGGCCAUCUGCAACCCUUUGCUUUACAGCAGCAAAAUGUCCAGGACUGUCUGUGUCCGGCUCAUUUCUGUGCCCUAUGUCUACGGAUUCGCUGUUAGUCUAAUAUGCACACUAUGGACAUAUGGCUUGUACUUCUGCGGAAACUUUGAAAUCAACCACUUCUAUUGUGCAGACCCUCCUCUCAUCAAGAUUGCCUGUGGGGGCAUCCACAUCAAAGAAUACACAAUGAUUGUGAUCGCUGGAAUUAACUUCACAUAUUCCCUCUCAGUGGUCCUCGUCUCCUAUACCCUCAUUGUCAUAGCUGUGCUACGCAUGAGCUCUGCUGAUGGAAGGAAGAAAGCCUUCUCCACAUGUGGGUCCCACUUGACAGCUGUUACCAUGUUUUACGGGACUCUCAUAUUCAUGUAUCUUAGGCGGCCUACCGAAGAAUCUGUGGAGCAGGGGAAAAUAGUGGCCGUAUUUUACACCACGGUGAUCCCUAUGUUGAACCCUAUGAUCUACAGUUUGAGAAACAAGGAUGUGAAAGAGGCAGUCAACAAAGCAAUCAUUAAGGCAAACUUGGGGAAGUGAAACUACAAUAGUUAUUUUUGUGGUGUGUUGCUACCUAUUAUAAAUGCCCAGGCAUAAAAGUCCUAGCUCGAAAAAGAUUUUCUAAAGACACCUCUUACACAUGAUUAAAGGCUUAAACUAAUACAGUGAUGCUUUACCCCAAGAAUAGACUUGAAUGGUUAGCUUACUUCAUCUUCUAUAUGCAACCAUAUUAUUGAAUCUGAAUAUUAAUGUCAUUCACAGUGUAUACAAGAUUGUGCUAAGUGUAGUCAUUGGAAAACUAAUAAAUAAGUUUAGAUAGAAAAUGUUAAUUUGGAGGCACUCUUGUUGAAAUCAAACAUAGUUUCCUAUGAUAUAUUUUGCAUAUAUAUUUCAUGAGAGAAAGAACAAGUAAGAAUUCAUCUCUUUUCUAUGAAUACAGGAAGCUGAUAGACACUGAUUUACCAAAAAAGUAUUCUAUAGUGUUAUGUACACAUGG
Phyllostomus discolor (pale spear-nosed bat) is the source of this 2106-nucleotide messenger RNA. Its product is annotated as olfactory receptor 5M9. Gene Ontology annotation, biological process: G protein-coupled receptor signaling pathway; sensory perception of smell. The coding region runs from base 123 to 1649 and encodes 508 amino acids. Gene Ontology annotation, cellular component: membrane. Gene Ontology annotation, molecular function: G protein-coupled receptor activity; olfactory receptor activity; odorant binding. The transcript has 3 exons. The record is from RefSeq and is a predicted model, not a curated record. NCBI's taxonomy places the organism in Eukaryota, Metazoa, Chordata, Mammalia, Chiroptera, Phyllostomidae.